AUGGGCUUCCUGGGAAUCUACCGAGCCAUCUAUGACUACACUCCCAACGAGGAUGCCGAGUUAGCCAUCAAGCAGGGCGACCUGCUGUACAUCCUCGAGAAGAACGACGAUGACGGCUGGUGGAAGGCCAAGAAGAAGGCCGGCACCGAUGACGAGGAUGAGCCUUCUGGCCUGAUCCCGAAUAACUACGUCGAAAAGGUAUUCCCAUUCUCGCUCCCCGGUGCCCCCGUGCCCCCGUGUCCCGGCCCCAUCUCCAUCAUCGACUCGACCAGCGCCGAGACGGUGGGCCACGCCCGUGCCGUCUACGAAUAUACUCGCCAAACCGACGAGGAGCUGUCCUUCUCCGAAGAUGCCGUGCUAGAGGUCUUCGACACCACUGACGAGGAUUGGAUUCUUGCCGGAGUAGACGGCGAGUAUGGAUUCGUUCCCGCAAACUACAUCGAGCUCCAGGCUGCUGCUCCUGCCAGUGCGCCAUCGGUGCCGGCGGCCCCAGCAUUACCAAGGCGGCCGCCAUCCCAGAGCAUCGCGACCGAUGAUAGCACUCCCCCGUCUGAUGAAGCGCCGGCUGCAGCUCCUGCGAUUGCAGCUCCUGCGGUUGCCGAUCCAGCAGUCACCCUUGCCAGCGUGAUUCAAAACCAAAACCGACAAUCCACAAGGGAGCCCAUGACACUCAGGUUCAAAGAGCCGGAGUUGUCCGAUGAGGAGUCUAUCAGGUCACCAGCUCUGCCCUCGCGGCCACGCCCACAGUCUCAAGCAUAUCCAGUGUCGGAGCAGCCAGCCAAGCCGGAGCGAACCCCCGAAUCCCAGCCCAAGGGGCAUUUGAUCCCUGGCAACUUCCACCUGUAUAAUAUCAACGAGAUGGUAUCGGUCAUGGGCAAGAAGAAGAAGAUGCCGACAACUCUGGGCAUAAACCUCUUGACCGGUACGAUCCUUAUCGCGCCCGAACGAGCUGAGAACGACCCCCCUCAAGAAUGGACUGCCGAUAAGAUGACCCAUUACUCUCGCGAGGGCAAGCACGUCUUCAUGGAGCUUGUCAAGCCAAGUAAGAGCAUUGAUUUUCAUGCCGGAGCUAAGGACACUGCAGAAGAAAUUGUGGCAUCUCUCGGUGAGCUUGCAGGUGCUGCUCGGGCGGAAGGAUUACGAGAGGUGAUUGCGGCAGGCUCCCAAAAGCGUCAAAGAAAGGGAACCAUUCUCUAUGACUUCAUGGCACAGGGUGAAGAUGAGGUGACCGUUGCUGCAGGCGAUGAGGUGGCCAUUAUCGAUGAUUCAAGGAGCGAGGACUGGUGGCAAGUCCGCCGCCUAAAGAAUGGCAAAGAAGGUGUUGUCCCGAGCAGUUAUAUCGAAUUCUCAGGCACAAUCACGCCACCACUCGUGCAAUCAGCAACAGGGCCGUCUGGAGGCAAUUCCGCCAGAUCGGCCGUUGAACAAAAUCGCCUGGAUGAGAUAAGACUUACGAAAGAGGCAAUAAAGGCUGCUAGCAGGGAGCCUCAGCAGCAACAGCAACAGGUAGGCCUAGGAAUGCCUUUACCUCGCAGAGGUAGCAGUCUCAUAGCUCCGGAUGAUGGUAACACUUUGCGACAACAGCGGCCUCGACGCGAGAAUGGACGAAACGACAGUGGCAGCCAUGCUUCAAGCAAAUCCAGUGAGUUUUCUGUCCCCCCUCCCCAUAUGAGAGCCCCAUCACCACAAAGACAUUGGCGGAAAGCUGACCCUCAAACGAUAGAACCUGAUGCAUCCAAGGUCCGAGUAUGGACAGAUCGAUCAAAGUCAUUCAGUGUCGAGGCACAAUUCCUUGGGCUCAAAGAUGGCAAGCUACACCUCCACAAAAUGAACGGCGUAAAGAUUGCUGUACCGAUAGCCAAGAUGUCGCACGAUGACCUUGUAUAUGUCGAGAAUCUCACCGGAAUAUCUUUGGACGAUGAGAGACCCCUUGCCGAUGUCAAGCGAGCGUCAAAAGCCCCGGAACAGCCAAAGCCCGCUCCCGUUGGAGCUUCCGUGGACAAGGGCCCGGAAUACGACUGGUUUCAGUUUUUCCUUUCUUGCGACGUCGCUGUUGGCCUUUGCGAACGUUAUGCCCAGGCAUUUACGAGGGAUUCCAUGGAUGAGAGCGUCCUGCCAGACGUCGAUGCCGGCGUCCUACGGAACCUGGGCUUGAGGGAAGGAGAUAUCAUCAAGGUAAUGCGCACUCUGGAUGCCAAGUUCGGACGCGGCAAAAACAAUGGCGAUGCCGAUGGCGGUCUCUUUUCAGGCCCUGGCGGUGCUCUACGGAAUAACACAAGGAAGGGCCGGCCUGCCCCCGCAGUCCAAACUGGCGAUGUGGUCGAUGCCGCCGUUUUCUCAACCAAGGACGCACCUAGCUCUGGCGAGGCGGCGGCGGCGAAGCCGGCGUCUCCUGCAAGUCCGGUGAAGGAGCCCAAGCGUCCUGCGGGAGGAUUCGACGACGAUGCCUGGGAUGUGAAGCCCACAAAACAAGAACAGCAAACACAGCCGCGGCCGGCAGCGCCAGCAGCGGAGGCCCCAAAGAAUGUAGAGCCUGCUCCCGCCCCAGCUCCCGCCCCCGCGCCUGUUGCCCUCACCGGAUCUCUACAAGAGCUUUCCUUACUAUCAACACCAUUGGAGCCCAGCAAGGUCGAACCAACGCCUCAACCUCUGGCUCCGCUCGAACCACAGGUAUCUGCGCCCGCGCCCCAGCAGCCACUCCUCGGAGCAAGCCCAUCCUUCUUUUCAACAGUGCCGCAGCCCAACCAGGUUUCAGUCCAGCCCUCGCUUACUGGAGUUCAUAUCUCUCCGAAAUCUCUAGGAAGGCAGAGGCCUCUGGCGCCAUCUAUUUCGCCGCCCGUCCAAGGUUCUCUCGUCGUUCCGCCACCACCACAGCGACCUCUUUCUGCUCCGCAGUCGACUCUUCCCCAAGGCAUGUUUGCAGCACCCGCGCUUGUCCCUCAGGUCACCGGUCUUGUCCAAGGCCAAGUUGCACCACCGGGCCAGAGCCUCAACGACAUUACACAGGCCCGGCUGCAACAGCAAUAUGCUGCCCAGCUGCAGCAAAACAUUCAGCCAAUUCAGCCGAUGCUGACGGGAUACAUUGGGCCCCAGCAGCAAGGCCUCCCCCAGUUCCCUCAAGGUGCUCCCGGACCGUACUUGCAGCCCAUGCUGACUGGUGCACCUGGCUAUAUCGACCCCAGCCGCAUUAGCCAAUACGGAGGACUUCAGCCCCAGCCCACCGGCUUCCAGCCGUCUCUGAACCAGUCUCCAUUUGGCACUGGCAGCAUCAACAACUAUCUACCGCCGCCUCUGCAGCCCCAGCAGACUGGAUUCCAGCCUUUACAGCCACUUCAACAAGGAGCCAAUAACGAGUUGAGGGCACCUAUGCAGCCCCUUGUACCUCAGAAGACUGGACCUCCUCCGCCUGUCCGAUUCGGCGUCACGCCAGAAACCAAGAAGUUGACGCCCCAGCCAACCGGCCGACGGGCCAACCUGUCUCAAGCGAGGGCCGAAAGCACUAACGACUACCCUACCAUGGCAGAAGCAUUGCAAGACCUGCUGGGCAUUGAGCAGAAAGUUGAUGCCACGACGUUGGAUUACAUCUCCUACCUGGCGGGACAGCCAGUCGAUGCCCUGCGGUCGUCGGAACGCCAGCUCCUCUCACAGCAGUCCAACUCGGCCCUGCUCUCCAUCCAAAGCCUCUCCAAGAAGUCGUACAAGGCCGUCGUUGGCUCGGCUGAUAGCCAUGCGUCUUUGCGGAAGUCAAUUCCCGCCCUGUCGGGCAACGCGGUGCAGCUGAGCCGGCUCAUCUCCAACCUAGACUCGCAAGUCGAGCACUUUUCCACCACCGUCGGCAAGGCUGGCGACAACAAGUCGAUUGCGCGGCGGAAGCAGGUGCUGAAGCUGCUGGAAAACGCCGACCGCCUGACGGAUCUCAUGCAGGUGCCGACUCUCCUGUCGUCGACCGCCAACAUCUCCCCCCUUGGCUUCUCAUCCACGCUGGACUUGUAUGGCCACAUCCAGCGGCUUGGAGCUCUGUAUCCAAACUCGCCGCUUGUCUCUGACAUCUUGAGAGAGUCUGAAGCUUCUAUCCUUCGGCUGGCUACUGAUCUCGUCAACACCCUCAAGGCGCCGAAUCUGAAGCUGGCUGCGACACUGCGUACGGUAGGCUGGCUUAAACGUGCCAUCCCCGACCUCAUCUCUUGGGCACCAGCACAGGACAUGAUCCCGGCUGUGUUCUUGAUAUGUCGUUUUAUCACACUAGCUGCCACUCUUGAUGCACUGGAGCCUCUGCGGCUACUGGCAGAAGAUGAACGCAUCAGUCAAGCGAAGCCUGGACAGUCGCGGCCCAGCGGCCAGCACACGGAACGAUUCCUGAAGCGUUUCAUUGAAGUUUUCCGAGAACACAGUUUUGGUAUUGUCUCCAUGUCUAAGAGCGUAGACACAAACCUGGGAGGCACAGGGCCUGAUAGUCUUGAUCUUCUUCACCCUCUGCCGUCAGCGCUAUCUACAUUCCCCAUCCAUCUGGUCAACAUGCUGCUCGAGCCACUUCGCAUCUAUUUGCCCGCUGUCAAGGACAAGGUCGCUCGAGAAAGUAUCCUAACUCAAGUGCUCUACUGUGCCGGCAGCUUGGGCAGGCUAGGCGCUGACUUUGGCAUGCUGUUAGCCAUGAUUGGGGUCAGCGAGUGGGUGGAUUUGGUUAAGCGCCAUAGGCUCCUGGCAGGGCGACUGGAGUCUGUUAUCGGCGAUUACCGUAGAUAUCAUGAGUACAUCAUCGGCAUCACCAGCGAAACCAGCUGCGGCAGGUGCGCAUUCCACAAUGGCAUGUUCUCUGCAAGUUUCUCAUCACAGUCAUUAGCGCAACACUUUGUCUUUGGUCUCGGAUCGGGAGUGGCAUCUGCUGUUUUACUACAGCCGCUGGACCUCCUAAAGACACGCACACAGCAAUCCGGGCGUCCCUCGCUGCUCAUAGGCAUUUGGCGAGAGCUCACACAGUCACCACAGCCGAUUCGAGCCCUUUGGAGAGGGACGCUGCCUUCCUCUCUUCGCACGGGGUUUGGUUCAGCCUUGUACUUCACAUCACUCAAUUCCCUUCGCCAGCUCCUUCAAACUUCCAAUGCCUUCAGCCAGAAGAUUUAUGCGCGCAGCUCUUCGUCCAGCUUGCCUACGCUGACGCCAACGGCAAACAUGGUUUCAGGAGCAGUGGCGCGCACAUGGGCGGGCUUUGUCAUGAUGCCCUUGACAGUCAUCAAGGUCCGUUUCGAAUCCAGCCUCUACUCCUACACAUCCAUGUGGGCUGCCGUGAAAGACAUUCAUCGCCAGGGAGGACUCAGAGGCUUCUUCGCUGGCUUCGGCGCGACUGCAAUCCGGGACGGCCCUUAUGCCGGCAUGUACGUGACCAUCUACGAGGUGAUGAAGAGGAGACUGUCAUCCCUAGCGUCUCACAACGCUUCCGCGGCCGAGGGAACAAAGAGCAUGACCUCCUCCAUGGCCAGCUCGGUGAACUUUGCGUCGGCGAUUCUGGCAGGGACAACAUGCUCGGCCAUAUCAAACCCGAUUGACGUCUGCAAGACGCGCAUCCAGCUGCAGCCUGAACGAUACCGGAAUUUACUCCAUGCCGGCUACAGGAUGGUGGUGGAAGAAGGUUUCCGGUCGCUGUGGCGCGGCCUGGGCCUCAGGAUGAGCCGAAAGGCAUUGAGCUCGGCGCUCUCGUGGACAAUAUACGAAGAACUCAUACGCAGGUAUACGAGCAGUUAUGGCACAAGGCAAAGCCUCAAGUCAGUGUAA
This is a messenger RNA of Trichoderma aggressivum f. europaeum, 5769 nucleotides long. RefSeq lists its product as uncharacterized. Gene Ontology annotation, cellular component: COG complex; mitochondrial inner membrane; mitochondrion. The transcript is spliced from 5 exons. Bases 1 to 5769 code for a protein of 1922 amino acids. Gene Ontology annotation, biological process: glycine import into mitochondrion. Lineage: Eukaryota; Fungi; Ascomycota; Sordariomycetes; Hypocreales; Hypocreaceae. Gene Ontology annotation, molecular function: glycine transmembrane transporter activity; cytoskeletal protein binding; ubiquitin binding. The record is from RefSeq and is a predicted model, not a curated record.